AAUCGACAUUGACAUCACCAUUGCUAUAUAGCUAUUACAGCCAAUAUAUAUAUAUAUAUAGGUAUAUACUAUAAUACUAUACUACAAUGUCGUCAUCCCCCUCCGCAAUCCAGGCUCUCGUCCGCUGGGCGAGCCUCAAGAAGUACCGUAUCGAAGUCACCUAUGGCGUGUACGUCUAUACGCCCGUAGAAAAAGCCGUCUUCUGGACCAUCUUCUGCUUCUUAUUCACCACCCUCUCCUUCGCCGCUAUCCUCUACACCGAGCGGAAUGUUCUCCUGUUACUUCGAUACGCCUCCAUUUACGUUAGCGGCGAAGGCGGCGUUAUCAACGUGAUCUCAAACUUAUUCCCCAGGAGCAACGCUCCAUUCACGAUAGUGGGUUCCGGCAUGACGUCGGUGGCCGAGACUAUGAGCACUGCUGCCAACUCGCAGAUCCCAUAACCGCCCCGGGAGACAAGAGGGCCCGUCUAUCCCGCUGAAGGGAAGGCGGCGAGCAGAGACGAACUGGAUCGCUAUCCCAUAUGGAAAGGGAUGGAAUUCUCGGGAAGUUAGAUACAACCAGAUCUGACAUCACUUCCGCCACUGCGCAACGCACAUAACUGCCAAACUCCCCGCAACGAACUUGACGGUGCCCCGAUUUGAGUAGCACAAGGCCCCUCACAAUACAACCACUAUUCCGUCGCAGAACGGGAUCGUGAAGGACUUUGCCGAAAACAAGCUGCGACGCAACGAUACAUCACCUACCAA
This is a messenger RNA of Daldinia vernicosa, 746 nucleotides long. RefSeq lists its product as uncharacterized. NCBI's taxonomy places the organism in Eukaryota, Fungi, Ascomycota, Sordariomycetes, Xylariales, Hypoxylaceae. The transcript has a single exon. The record is from RefSeq and is a predicted model, not a curated record. Bases 87 to 440 code for a protein of 117 amino acids.